Messenger RNA from Seminavis robusta, 1971 nucleotides. The record is from the annotation of a GenBank genome assembly. NCBI's taxonomy places the organism in Eukaryota, Bacillariophyta, Bacillariophyceae, Naviculales, Naviculaceae.
AUGGGGACGGAAUCAGAAGCAAACCAUGUCAAGAUGGGAGCAAGCAUUGGCGCUGUGCCCGGCGAGGCAACAGGUACGAUGGGGACGGAAUCCAAAGCGGAGGACGUCAAAGUUGGAGUUGGCCUUGGCCUUGGGGCUAAGCCCGGCACGGCGACACCUACACCCAAUGUUCCACCGGAAAAGGCGAAAAGGCUCACCGUGGUCGACGCAAAAGCUGUGACUUUCAUGCCGACCAUUAACCAACAGGAAACUGCUAUUAUUAGUGGUGCCCAUAUCGCCCCCACCCUGUCAAGAGAAUCUGUCCCCACGACCAUGUUGGAACGAAACCCCCUUGUCUUGCCAGUCAGCCUGACUGAACCAGGGGCCUUCCCGACGGGAGGAUCGUCGGGAGAAAGAGAACGCCGAGAGAACAUUGAUGCUAGCGUCCUGCAAGAACACGAGCGCACAGUGCAACCUUUGAGGCGUCCGGGUCCUCGAUGUGAUUCUCAGGAAUUGGUCGUGGCCAAUCGGGUACUCGAGGAUGAUCCAGUUGCUAUAGAAGAGGGUCUACAGCGCGCACAGGAAGUCGACGCUUCCAAUGCCGACGAUCACGACAAAAAGUUGCAAGAUAAAAAGAAGGAGAUAUUGACCAAGGUCUUGGUGGGUGGUAUCCUCUUUGUCGCCCUUCUCGUCGUUAUUCUAGUCUUUGCACUCGCCGAUGGCCCUUCUGAUCCUGUCACAACUCCCAACCCUACCGCCGCAAUCACACUGUCACCCACACUUUCCCCCAAAGCAUAUGUCCUUUCGCUGCUUCCUCCCGAUCUCAUUGCUGAUACCAACGAUCCUACCCAUCCUUUGGCAUUAGCAAUCGAAUGGAUUUUACAAGAAGAUUGGACAACCAUGAAGGAUUCCAGAAUUGUACAAAGACUCGCUCUUGUUGCUUUCUACUUUGCAACCAAUGGAAAUCGAUGGAUCAAAAAUGAAUCUUGGCUCUCUCAGGAUACUCAUGAAUGUGAUUGGUAUGCCGUCAAUAUCACUGCACACAGAGAUCCAGUCACCUGGUCAGACCCAAAUGGGAUUUUCUCCUACCGCGGUCUGGCCAAUGUCACCGAGUUUCCUUGCGAACAGAGACCCGACGGAGAACGAGUCUUUACUCAUCUUUGGCUUACUACGAACGGAUUGGAAGGGGCUCCACUUGAUUUCCUGCACUUGCUAAAGUCCCUCAAGAGCAUUGUGCUGGGCAAGAACGAAAUAUCCGGGUCACUCCCCAGCACAUUGGGGUUGCUCACAGAUCUUGUCUGGUUGGACAUUUCUCCAAACGCUGGGCUCAACGGAACUAUACCCACGCAGUUGGGGUUGCUCACCAAUGUUCUUGAACUUUACCUCGGCACCAGCCAACUGAGUGGGACCGUGCCGACGGAGCUAGGUCUACUGACCAACCUGGAGUACGAUUUGGACCUCUCUGAAAACCCUCUCACCGGCUCACUUCCUUCCGAACUUGGGGCCUUGAGCAAGGUCAAGAUUCUGGACUUUCGACGAUGCGGAACUCUCACAGGAACUAUACCAACUGAGUUUGGAGGAUUGGAAAAGGUCCAGGAACUUACCAUCCAUCGGAACUCUCUCACUGGCAAGCUCCCAACAGAGCUAGGGCUGCUAACAGAUAUGACUUGGCUCUUGAUUCCAGGGAAUACUCUUACAGGAACCAUUCCUUCGGAAUUGGCCAUGGCAACCAGCAUUACUCACCUUUACCUGUACGAGGCUGCUCUUACCGGAAACGUCCCCAGUGAACUCGCUGCAAUGCCCAACAUGGUGUGGUUUCUCUUUGACAGGAAUUUUCUCACAGGGUCGAUUCCAACUGAAGUUGGACUCCUGGGCGACACAGAAGAUGUAGAUUUCCAACAUAAUCUCAUGACCGGAACGGUUCCUUCGGAGGUGGGGCUCCUGAGCAAUGCCAAAUGGUUGUCUUUGGGCGACAAUCAUCUGUCAGGUUAG